ACAAGUUGCUUUCUUUAGACAUGGCCAAGACCAGCUUUUGUCUGGUGCCGAUCAUCUGCCAAUUUCUGGGAUUACAUGCCGCCCUGCUGGACUCUUUGUUGAAUCAGAGCAAUAUUUACUAUCUAAAAGCGUCUAGUGAUGUCCCAUUGGAGAAUGUGGAUCAGCUGGAAUCGGUGGAGUCGGUCAAGCUGAUUGUACACGGUUAUCUGGGAUCUCGCACCCACAACUCUAUUAUGCCUCUCAGAAAUGCUUACACUGCCCAAGGAUAUGAGAAUGUUCUAGUGGCUGACUGGGGUCCAGUGGCCAAUUUGGAUUAUCCAACCUCGCGUUUGGCUGUGAAGAAAGUGGCUCGAGUUCUGGCGAAAUUGUUGGAGGAAUUCCUACAGCGACAUGGCAUAUCCCUAGAUGGAGUCCAUGUCAUAGGUCACAGCUUGGGGGCUCACAUCGCAGGACGAAUUGGACGUCAUUUCAAUGGAACUUUGGGCAGAGUUACAGGUCUGGAUCCGGCUCUUCCGCUUUUCUCGAGUCGAUCGGAUGACAGUUUGCACUCGAAUGCCGCCCAAUUUGUGGAUGUUAUUCACACGGAUUAUCCUCUGUUUGGGGAUAUACGACCUCGAGGAACUGCGGACUUUUAUCCGAAUUUCGGGCUGGCUCCUCAACCAGGAUGCGAAAAUGUGGAUGUUGUUGCAGCCAGUAAGCUACUUCACGAGGCUUAUAGUUGCAGUCACAACAGAGCCGUUAUGUUUUACGCUGAAUCAAUUGGAAUGCCCAACAGUUUUCCAGCAAUACCUUGCAGCUUAAGGGCCAUUAAAAGUCGACACGUUGAGGAUUGCUUGAGGGAAAAAUCUGAAGCUAAUAAUACAGAAAAACCAGAUAAUGUUUUUAUGGGCGAAAAUGUUAGUCGCAGCGCCACCUUGUAUUAUUACUUGGCAACUAAUGGAGCGCCACCUUACGGCCAGGGCAGGAACUCACGGCUUUAGUAUUACUUCUGCCUUUCAAAAAUAGAUGGCGCCAGCUGGCCCUCUAGGUGUGAAGGUAUCGUUAUUUUUUACACAGUCUGGCAAUAUUGUUGGGGAAACCCCCUUCCAAACGAAUUUCAAAUAAUUUAGAACUUCAAGAUAUCAUUCAAUAAAAAAGUAGACGUCUAA
Molecule: messenger RNA, 1148 nt
Organism: Drosophila subpulchrella
Lineage: Eukaryota; Metazoa; Arthropoda; Insecta; Diptera; Drosophilidae
Product: lipase member H
Exons: 4
Coding region: 21-980 (319 amino acids)
Biological process (GO): lipid metabolic process
Molecular function (GO): lipase activity
Source: RefSeq, a predicted model, not a curated record